Molecule: messenger RNA, 1265 nt
Organism: Dendronephthya gigantea
Lineage: Eukaryota; Metazoa; Cnidaria; Anthozoa; Malacalcyonacea; Nephtheidae
Product: transcription factor IIIA-like
Exons: 6
Coding region: 9-803 (264 amino acids)
Biological process (GO): regulation of transcription by RNA polymerase II
Cellular component (GO): nucleus
Source: RefSeq, a predicted model, not a curated record
GCUGUGACAUGGUUUUCAAGUCACGAUCUGUAUUAAGGAAACAUCGUGAAACACAUAAAAAAGUACACUGUACAGCAUGUGACCUUGUGUGCAGGAACAAAACAGAGUUUAAAAAACAUUGCAAAGAGGCUCAUCCUGAACCGAAAAAAACAUAUGAUUGUCCUUAUGAAGGCUGUUCCAAGACAUAUAGUACAGGGUCCAAUCUCAAUCAACAUGUUCGUGUUGAACAUGCUGGUUUAAGAUUUCACUGUGAAGUAGAAGGAUGUGGGAAAUCAUUUCGUUACAAUAUAAACUUAAAGAGACACAUCGCUUCACAUGAGGCUCCAGCUAAAAAGACGAAGAAAAAACGUAAAAGAAAAUCUUUAGCUGCAAAACUUGCGAAAUACAAGGGCGAGCUUUGUGAACUUCCUGUGACUUAUGUGGAUCCAAACGAAGAUAUAUCUUCGCCAUCGGAAUCAGCCUCGUGCAAAGAAACACAGAGUAAUCAUUGCAGUGAUAUUACGAUGGACUCCCCAUCACAUGUUGAAAACAAAACUGAAGAAAUAUCUCCUGCGACUUGCUCUGCUGAAAUUUCAUCAUCAGGUUCAGAAAGUGUACCAAAAUCCUUACCGUCCGAAUUGUGUAAAGAAACACAGAGUUCUCAAUGCAGUGAUAUUUCUACGGAUACCUUAUCACAGGUUGAAAACCAAAGCGAUGGACUAUCUUCUGCGAUUUGUUCUCUGGGUUCUUUAUCAUCAAAGUCAGAAAAUGGACCAAUGACUUUAAUGGAGCGACUACAAAGUGUUAUAAAGGAUGGGGAAUAACACAAGUUAUGCCCAACGAAUAUAAUCCAGAAACCAGUUCAUCCAAUGAAACAUGCACAUGUCUUGGAAUGUACAGUUUCAUGUUAAGAAGCAGAAGUACUUGUGUACUGUUGUUCAACAUGACAAAUAUAUUACUGGUAACCUUCCGAAAUACAAGUCUCUGCAGCGUGUUUGAAAAGGAAGCUCGACAUUUCUCAUUGUUUUAAAACAUUAAUCUGUUGCACGGUGUUUUUAAUUUUGUUGUACUGGGGUGUAAAAGAUUUCAUAUGGGAACGACACCCCUCCUUUACUUUACUGAACUCCAAUGUUUCAUAUCUUAUCAAAAAUUGAUAUUGUUAUAUUGUGGUAGUUGAGACAUUUUACAAGCAAAAAUUGACUGUCACUUGUACUGAUAAAAACGACUUGAUUGUCACUUGUACUGAUAAAAAUUCUUAAUGCAUAACGUUAACAUAAACAGCGUUU